Racocetra persica is the source of this 199-nucleotide messenger RNA. The record is from the annotation of a GenBank genome assembly. Lineage: Eukaryota; Fungi; Glomeromycota; Glomeromycetes; Diversisporales; Gigasporaceae.
AUGACGUAUGAUCCACCUAUCACAAAAUAUAGAAAGAAUAUAAAAAAGGUGGUAUAUGAUCAACCUAUUACUAAAGAUAAACAGAACAUCAUAGAAAAGAUAAAAUAUGACCAAGUACUACAAAAAGUUAUAAUUAAAUUCAUAGAUGAUAACUUUUUAAUGGAUAAAAAUUUAGUAUUUAAAAAAAGCCAAGCUACUA